Molecule: messenger RNA, 367 nt
Organism: Entrophospora candida
Lineage: Eukaryota; Fungi; Glomeromycota; Glomeromycetes; Entrophosporales; Entrophosporaceae
Source: the annotation of a GenBank genome assembly
UUAACAGAUAUCCAAAAAGGAUUGAAAUACAAGUAUAUGCUUUACAAACAGAUUGAAAAGAACAAUGUCUUGAGUUAUUCUAAUAAAACUCAAUUUUACGUUGAUGGAAAUUGGAUUAAUAUAAGUGACAGGAACAUAGACCUUCAUGGUAAUUUCAAUAAUUUCAAAUACGUUAUUCAAGCAAAAUGGAAAUCAUCAAAUCAAUUUAUUAUUGUUGAAAGAUUUAUUGGUACAAUGGUUGAUCAACUUAAUAAAUUUGGUUUUUUUAUUUCAGAUGUUGGAUAUUCUGAAAAAGCCAUUAAUCAUAAAUCAAUAAUUAUAGCAACUAUUUUAGACCCACAAGCAAAAUUAUCAAAUUUUCAACCAG